This is a messenger RNA of Trichogramma pretiosum, 2486 nucleotides long. RefSeq names its product trimeric intracellular cation channel type 1B.1. Gene Ontology annotation, cellular component: membrane. The transcript has 6 exons. Gene Ontology annotation, biological process: potassium ion transmembrane transport. NCBI's taxonomy places the organism in Eukaryota, Metazoa, Arthropoda, Insecta, Hymenoptera, Trichogrammatidae. Gene Ontology annotation, molecular function: identical protein binding; potassium channel activity. Bases 336 to 1163 code for a protein of 275 amino acids. The record is from RefSeq and is a predicted model, not a curated record.
UCACGGGCAGCAGCCAGCAGCACCAGUAGACAGCAUCAGUUAUAGACAGCAACAGGCCAGACGCGCGUCACUUUCUCCUCGUCGGCACUGCAUACGCAUGCGACGACGCAUACACUCGUAAGCUCCUCGACGUCGUGCGUGCAAGUAGUGCUUUGGCUUGCAAAUAAGAGACUCGACUAAAUACUAAAUAUAGGCCCGAGCUAAAGAGACGAGGAGCAGCAGCAGCGAUAGAUAGAUAGAUAAAAGGAGCAACAAACAACUGCGAGUGACGCGCGUUCAGCAGCAGCAACUUUUUUCUCUUUUGUUAACGCGAGCGCAUCGAUCGAGGCCGAAAUAUGGAUGCCGAAGCUUUUCUCGACAUGGCCAACCAAGUGGUCAAGCUCAAGAUGUUUCCCUACUUCGACAUAGCGCACAGUGUCUUGUGCGCGCUACACGUCAGAGAGGACUUGGGACCCGGCGCUCAGGCGUUUUCGAGAAAACAUCCGCUGUCGUGCUGGCUGUCGACGAUGCUCGUCGUCUUUUCCAGCGGUAUGCUCUGCAACGGCCUGCUGGGCGAGCCCAUACUCGCCCCGCUGAAAAACACGCCUCAAGUUCUCGUUGCCACCGUUGUAUGGUACGUGAUAUUUUACACGCCGUUCGACAUCGGUUACAAGGUAGCCAAGUUUUUGCCCGUAAAAAUCGUUUGCUCGGCUAUGAAGGAGGUCUACAGGUGUAAAAAGGUCUACGAUGGCGUAACGCACGCCGGAAAACUCUAUCCAAGCGCUUACCUCAUCAUGAUACUCGUCGGAACUCUCAAAGGAAACGGAGCUGCUUUCAUAAAGUUGAUCGAGCGUCUGAUACGCGGCGCGUGGACACCAACAGCCAUGGAAUUCAUGCAGCCGAGCUUCCCGACCAAGGCUUCCCUCUUAGCUUCCAUUAUUUUCGUUCUGGACAAGAAGACUGAUCUCAUUGCGGCGCCCCACGCACUCGUCUACUUCGGCAUCGUCAUAUUCUUCGUGUACUUUAAGCUAUCGUCCAUACUACUCGGCAUCCACGAUCCGAUUGUGCCGUUCGAAAAUCUAUUCUGCGCUCUGUUCCUGGGAGGUAUUUGGGACUCGUUGGCUAAAAUCUUGGGCCGUGGACAGGCCAAGGACGAAAAGGCCGAUCAGAAAAAGACCAAUUAAAUAUCACUCUACCGAUGAAUCAACGCAAGAGUGUGUACACUUUUGCAUGCACUUGAUUCUUUUUUAUCCACGCUCUUUUCUGAUCGUACCGAGCGAUGAUCUUCAACUUGAAGUGCAGAAAAAAGCACAACAGAGCAUAUCUUCUACGAGUGUACAUUUAAAUAAAUUAUAAUAAUUUCGGGGGAGAACGACGCAUCCGAUGCGGACGAAACGUACCAAAAAGAGAAACGACUGCUCUCCAAAUAUGCAGUUGCAAAUUUUAUAAUGUAAACUAGUCAAUCUGGUUAGGAAAAAAACAAAUAAUCUUUACCCCCUCAAAGCUCGCAAUUUUUGUGAACUUGCGCAUUUGUUUCUUUCCUACCGGAGGUAUUUUAAGGUUCCUGCAAAACCAAAGCGAGGGAGCCAGAUUAUCGAGGUUUAAGUGCAAUAUCAAGAUUUUCACUAUGUUUUAAAAAUCACGUAGUAUGCAACGGCAGUAUUAUAAUUAUACUGAUUUUUAAACAUUGAAUGUCGUGCUGAUGGCUUUUCCUUCAGAACUUUUAUCGUCGAGUCGUAUAUUUUUUUGCUUUAUUUUAAAUGUUGUCACUUUUUUUUGUGGAACGAUUGAUAACAUUUAGUAAAAAUGUACGACUCAACAUUGACCAUCAUUUUAAUCUGUUUUAAAUGAUUUAUCGCGGAAAACUUUUAUGACAAUUGUAACGAACUAAUCACGAGGGUGAUUUGAGUGUUUUACCAUGUAUCGAUCGUGUGUAUAAUUUGAUAGAAAGUCAGACUCAAUUUUUUCAACAAAAAAGUUGACAAUAUAUCAAUAUUAAACUCCCUUAAUUCAGGAAUAGCUAUAGAAACAUUAUCAAUUUUUUAUGCAUCUCUGAACGGAGUGAUAUUGUACACAAUAUAUAUUUAAUAUAAUAUAUACCAGAUUGUAAUAAGUAUUCGUAUUGUAAAUCCUGCUUUUAGAGUACAUUUUUAAAUGUCACACGUUUGAACAGGCUGCAGUAAUUCUUCCUAGUCUUAGAUAUAUCGAUAAGCAAACGAAACAUAUGCAAUUUACGAACAAUCAAAAAAAUCCGAUCUACAGUUUGUGCAACCGCGAACUAAAUUGCCUUAUACAAAUCAUAAAACGAAAGCCGCGUAUACCGCAAUGUACUUAAAAAUCUGUCGACGAGCAAACUAUGAUGGACAGAAAACGCGACAAAAACAUAUUCUACAGUCGAUGGGCUGUAAUCAUGUGCAAGUGAGAAUGAAGUUUGUGGUAGUUUUUUCAUGACAACUUAUUUACAUUGAACAAAAGUGUUGGUAUAUAAAAAUGAAAAUUGAAAAUUG